CUUCGUGGUGGUCAUUAAAAGAUUUUCAGCCGGUUUUUCAUAAUUAUUAAGGAUUCAAUGAUGGUGCGCAAACACAAAUAAAAAUAAACGAAUGACAGCCAGUUGUUAUGGCGGAAAAUUGAAAUUCAAACUACGAUACCCAAGAAUUUAUUAAUAAAAAAUGGAGGACAUGAAAUCUAGAGAGCCAGUUUUACAUGCUGUUGUUAAAGAGUUUUUAGAGAGUGUUGGUUAUGAAGACACUAUCAGUGCAUACACUGAAGAAUUACAAAACAAUAAUAUUACUGUCAAUAUGGAUGCCUUACCAAGUCAAAUGGAAGAUGAAAGCAUAAAAAAAAAGGAAGCUUUUACAAAGUCAUUCAAAAAUGGAAAUUACAAAUCAUUUUGGUUACUGUGGAAAGAACACGUUUCGGAAUCACUGAAAAAUGAAAAUGACACUCAAAGACUUGAGUUUAAACUACAACUAUAUUUUGCAGUUUAUCCUAUGACUACAGAUGAGACACGUAUAACGCCUGUGGAAUCAUCUAUGCAAGAGUUUAAAAGCUAUUUGGAAACAAACGGAGCGUCACUAAGUCAAACAACUGAAUUUGUAACUUUCUACGCUCUUCCUUUCGUACCAAAUCCGAAAAGUCAUCCUACAUUUCAACCUUUAUUUGAGGAAACUUGGAGGGAUGAGUUAAAAGAAAGUUUGGAAAAAAUUUUAAAUGGUGCCUUGUUUGCAGAGCCGCUUCCUCAACUUUACAAGUUGCAUGUUGGAGCAGAUCGUAUGUUGCAUAAAGGAAAAGCAGAACAAGAGCAAGAACUAAAUGAUUUAAAAAAACAGUUGAAACUACAUGAAAAUCGAGCCUCUGAAUAUUUCAAAAAAUUCGCAAAACUUCAAGGAGAUUAUCACAACUUGAUUGGUAUUUCUGCUGAAUUGGUUGAUUCAUUAGAAAAGUGUGUCCGUGGUCAAAUGAUUACUCCAGAAUACCUACAAAAUAUUUGUCAAAGAUUGUUUGGCCAGACACCAGGCCAAAGUGUUGACUUGUCCAAACCAGGCACAACCUCAAACUUGUUGCGUGCAUCUAUAGCUAAUGACAACUUAUUGACUUCCACUUCACUAAAAGAUUCGCAUUAUCCUUCUCUUGACUACAAUAAAAUUCAGGUGGCAUUGGAAAGUGAUCUAGAUGAUAGGAAAAAAACCUUAUUACUUCAAGCAUUAAUAUGGCGCAUGACGAAAUCGGAUGCAGGGGAGCAGAGAGAUGGAGUGAUCACUGCGUACAUUUCAAAUGAUAUUCUUGGAUGUGAAAGUAAAGCUACUGUGUCUAGCUACGUUACUGAAAUAUUUGAAUCUUCUGUGGACAUGGUGAGCGAAUACCUUUCUCGAUUUAUCAACACUGUUGCAUCGUUUGCUGCAGGUCGUGUGUACUUAGCGCAGUCAGAACUUCUGAUAAAAAAGCUGGUGCGUAUGCUUAUGAAAACUAAGAAUGAAUCAUCUAUAAGUGAAAACGUGUUGGGAGCUCUACAAAAAUUGAGUUUAAGACGUCGUGUUCAAAGUACAUUAAUUGACUCAGCUGUAGUUGAGUGGUUAUUUAAAAUGUUGGAAGAGCCUGAUAAUCUAUCAGAUUAUGCUCUGGAAUACACAGUGGCUCUCUUAAUGAAUCUUUGUUUGCGUACCACAGGAAAAAAGAAAUGUUGUUUGCAUCCAGAAAAAAUUCUUAAGCUGUUAAUUGAUCUGCUUUCAUAUGAUAAUCAGGAGAUCCGCCCUUAUAUUAAUGGAACUUUGUACAGUAUACUUUCAUUGCCAUCAAUAAAAGCUGCUGCUGUGCAUAUGGGUUUGGAAGAAAUUUUAAACAGCUACAUGCAAGAUGAAACUCAGGAUCAACACCAGUUACGUUUUAUCAUAAAGCAAUUAAACACAGUGGAAUUGAGAUCAGAUGAUGAGGUGGAAUCUGAAGGGGAAGAUGAUGAUGACGAUGAUGAUGAUGAGGCAUGUUAUUAAAUUAUUUUAAUUUUUUAAUUUUUAAUUGUUUGUUUUAUUCGCCUUGUUUGUUUUUAUUUUCACUGAGUAUAGAAAUGACAGUGAAGGCUCCGUUAGAUACACAGAAAGAUGUAUUUU
Messenger RNA from Hydractinia symbiolongicarpus, 2095 nucleotides. Its product is annotated as lisH domain-containing protein ARMC9-like. Bases 161 to 1978 code for a protein of 605 amino acids. The record is from RefSeq and is a predicted model, not a curated record. The transcript has 18 exons. NCBI's taxonomy places the organism in Eukaryota, Metazoa, Cnidaria, Hydrozoa, Anthoathecata, Hydractiniidae. Gene Ontology annotation, molecular function: protein binding. Gene Ontology annotation, biological process: cilium assembly. Gene Ontology annotation, cellular component: ciliary basal body; centriole; ciliary tip.